Molecule: messenger RNA, 1746 nt
Organism: Populus nigra (black poplar)
Lineage: Eukaryota; Viridiplantae; Streptophyta; Magnoliopsida; Malpighiales; Salicaceae
Exons: 7
Coding region: 350-1315 (321 amino acids)
Source: RefSeq, a predicted model, not a curated record
ACCGCAUCAACAGGCAUCCUCUUUCGGCCGAUAACCUAACCACAAGGGCGCACGUUAGCCCAGAGUCAGCAAACACAAAGCUCAUUUGCAAGCUACCUAAUAAAACCAACCCUUCUCCUGUCAUUAAAAUUAAACAAAGAAGACAACAAUCAUUACUUACAUUAAUUCGUCAUAAUCAAGUCCCGAUCCACUCUCACCACCGCCCUCCACCCCGGCCGGAAGCGCACGAUAGCACUGACUCGUCACCGCCCUUCGUGAUCACAGCGAUCUAUCGAUGUAUGUAAUGCAAUAAAGAAUAAUUUGAGAGAGAAAUUAGUGGAUAUCAUGGUGGGAUGAGGAGGAGGAGGAAAUGGCAAGAGGAGUGAAAUGGGGAUGUUCGUAUAAGAGAAGCACACUCAUUGUUUGCUCUAUUAACAUUGUUGUUGCUCUCUAUGUUCUUCGGUCUCUCUAUGCUUCCCUUUAUCUUUACUCCAAUAGUGAUUUUAACAAAGUUGUAAAGUAUACGCCAGAUCAGGUUAGGAAAAUGGAGGAAUCAAUUCGGAUUCGAAGAGCGAAAGAACCUUUAGAGCUUGUUAAAAUUGUGAAGGAACUCAAGGAGGAGUUUAACAGAGGAGAAAUGGUGGCUGGAUUACCGAAAGAGGUUACGGACAGGAUAACUGAUGAGAUUCUGCAGAGAUUGAGAAGCUUGAAUGCAAAUGCUAAUAUCAGUGAGCAGAGAGAUGCCAUUGAAAGCUGGCGCAAAGAAAAACUGCAAGAGGUCAAACAGUUGGUCCAUGGAACAGGGGGGCUGAACUCUUCUAUUUUGAAACAGGAAGCUGGUAUGCUAGAAAGAGCCUUGGAGUCUGAUUGGGCUGUGCUGUCAGAAAACAUUGGCCUUUGGGUUCCUGCUGAAAUAAUUCACCAGGAACACAAUGAUAAGCCUGAGGGUGAAGAAGAUCCUGAGGAAGAGGUUCUGCCUGGCAGGCCGUUGUCACCUGAAUGCCAUGCUGAGCUUCAUACUGAUUAUGGUGGUGUUGCUGUUAGAUGGGGCCUUACCCACCAUAAGGAAAGUGCAGCUGACUGCUGUCAAGCUUGCUUAGAUCAGGCAAAAUAUGCUAAGCCUGGUGAAAAGAAAUGCAACAUAUGGGUCUAUUGCCCAUCGGAGACGGGGUGCUAUUCACCAGAUAUCUAUCAACAUAAAAAUCAGGAGUGCUGGCUAAAACAUGCCGAAAAGCCUAAACUGAAUUUCAAGGAUAAGUAUUCUGACUCAUUUAGAGAUUCCCACCCAAAUGCGCCGUUAAUUGUUCCCUGGGUUUCUGGUGUUGUUAGUGCGUGAUUGGAUGUUACAACCCAAAUAGGUCGAUGUUAAACUGCUUGAGCUGCAGUCUAUCGUCCUGUCACAGCUCCAAAAAGAUGUAAAGCUGCCACUGCUGAUACCUUUGAUUAGGCACUCCUUACACCCAGAUCUGGUGAAUUUUGAUUUUGAUUUUGUUUCUUUUUUUUUUUUUGGAAAAGAGAAAAUGGCGAGGAUCAUGAUCCUUGGUUUAAAUGUCAGAACCAUUUUGUAACACGGGGUGCCAUGGUCCUGGCGCAGAUGAUUUGAAAGCUAGGAUCUGGUGCCCGGGCAAGGCAGCCUCUUUUACAGUUAGACAUCAAGAACUUCCACUUUGGAUAUUAGCCUUAGAAGAUUGGUUCGGUUGUUUGUAAAAGGGAUGGAAAAAUUGAGUUAUUGAAAUGGGAUGCGAAUUUGCAACUCAUCGCGUGCUA